GACCCCAGAUCUAGAACUACAACUACAGCUGUAUAUUAUUUACAUGUAAUAUCCUCGCCUGUAUUACAAGUAUAAGCAGUGUAAAUUAUGUCAGUUAUGUAUAUAUAUUCUAUCACUGCGAUCAAACACACGAUUUUGGCUUUCUCUUUUACAAGUAGUUCUAAACAGUUUGAAUGGCUGAAUAAUACCAUGAAAGAGGCUAUAGAGCAAUUCACAUUGACCAUGUUUACCGUGGCUUCCUCUCUCUGUGUUAUCGUAAGAGUGCGAUAUGUUUGCAACUCUCUGGUCAACAAUAACUCUUUUUAAAAUCUUCUUUGUGUGUUUACUUUCUUCUCCUGAUAUUAGCAGAUUCGAAACACCUGAAAUUAUCAAAUACACAAUCUCUUGAUCAAGCUUGGUUUCAUAAUGUUCAUGUACCGAGAUCGAGUUUCUUAAACGGUGGAAAUGUUAAACUACAUUGUGACAUUGCUAUGGAUUUUAAGAGCAAUUACAGCGACAACUCGACGGAACUGCGAAGACUGGCGUCUCCAUGGUUACACAAAGAGUGCAACUUUUAACGUGGAACCCAAGCAAGACGGGAUCGUGUUUUCCGUAUACUGUGAUAUGACGUCAGUUCCGGCGCAGACGGUGUUCAAACAUGACUUUAAUGCUAGAGAGCAUGUGGGAUAUGCCGUCGGAGGCUGGUAUGCUGAUGUCAAGCCGGUAUAUUCCUUGACAAUGCAGAACAUAGAGAGCGCCAUUUUAUUGACGUCAAGCUGCCAGCAGUACAUAAAAUAUGAGUGUAACAGUUCUAAACUCCUCUUACAAAGGACUUAUUCGAAGUGGGAAUCACGUGACUCAGUCAAACGCUACCACUGGGGUGAUGCAAAUCAGCAGUCUGGUUACUGCGCAUGCGGACUAACUGGAACAUGUGCAGACCCCGCCAAAAAGUGCAACUGUUUGAUUGAAGAUGACACCCUGAGGGAAGACAGUGGGUACCUCACGGACAGCAGUCUACUUCCGGUGACGAGGGUGGUCAUUAGAAUGUCGUCCUUCUCGUCUGACGGAUACCUUACCAUAGGGCCAAUGACUUGCGUAGACGUGGACCCAAGAAGUUUCAUAGAGACACCAGAAGGAAUCACUACUGCCUUCACCUGCUCAGUUCUCUUUCUCAUAUUUCUAUUCAUGGUGGUGUAUGCCUGUUACAAAAAGUGCCCGUGCAAGAAAUGCGGAAAAAGUCGCAAACAGCGCACCGACAAGUCAACCACGAAAUCACAUCCUGCAGAAAAGCCAACAGUCGAAGCUACAAUUGUGCCUGAAUCCAAUAAUUCCAUCCCCACGUCUUCGUCAAUGGAGGAAUUACCCAGGGGUCCUCUUCACGCGAUUAUGCCGCCAAGCUAUACAGUGCACAAUUUCCCACUGCAAAAUUACAAACCAGGCGAACUUUCGAGACUUCUCGGUGCUCAAAGUGCGGCCGAUCUCGUUCACCUUCGAAUGGAAUUGAACGCGCGACCUUUUCCGCAAAGGUAUGCUCAAAUUUCAGAGAAACCAAAGACAGAGGCAUCUCCAGCAGACGAUCAAAAGAUGGAGCAGAAACACGAAUACAACUGGAAUGUUAAUAGCGUUUUUCUUGUCAAGUCGCUCAUUGCACGAGAGCAAGCAGCGCGACAGACGAGUGGCAAAAGUCAAUUGCAGCACAGUACAGCAAGCGAAACAAGAGGUCGAGGCGAUACCGCAAGAGGUAACCAAUCAAAUCGCCUGGCCAUUAGCAACAGCGCAUCAAACGCCAGCAACAUGACUGGCAGACACUUAGGUGUAAGCCUUAGUAACAUUGAAGAUUUUCAUGUCAGUGAAAAUUCAGUGAACCACCAAGACGAAACCCCGGAUGUUGGAGCAAACAACGAGCGUAACACUCCAUCUAAUGCUCCGUCGAAUUCCAAUCAAAUCAACUACACUAACAUUCAAAUGGUAAAAGAUAUUAUUGCGCAGGAGAAAAUGGAAAAAAUCGCACAGAAUAAUGCUGAUUCUAACCAAUCAAAAGGAAACGGUCUUGAAGAAACAAAAACUAUUGACCAAUCAAAUAGCAGCUUUGAUCAGCAACGCGAUGUUCCAUACUCAGAGUAUAAUGGAGAUUGGGACUAAUAUUGGCAAUAGUUAUAUCUGCCACCAAUAAAACAUUGAACAAAUCAGAAUUAUUUCCAUUUUACUUGUUACAAUGAAGAAAAAUAGAAAUUGUAAAGCACAUUGAAUUCAAAGGAUAAAAAAUAAAAGUGUCUGUACGCCUCGCUA
Magallana angulata is the source of this 2268-nucleotide messenger RNA. RefSeq lists its product as uncharacterized. NCBI's taxonomy places the organism in Eukaryota, Metazoa, Mollusca, Bivalvia, Ostreida, Ostreidae. The record is from RefSeq and is a predicted model, not a curated record. The transcript has 6 exons. The coding region runs from base 445 to 2121 and encodes 558 amino acids.